CCGCAUUCCUCCACUCUCAACGAGGACUAGUCAGAGCGCGCAUUCGUCUUCACAUACAGAACAUUUUGACCUUUGUCAUGGUUGCUGCAGCAGACUCAGAGAAGACCAAAGUCUUCAGUGGGAAGAAGGUUUCCAAGCCACUGAUGGAGAAAAAGCGAAGAGCUCGUAUCAACAAAUGUCUUGAUCAGUUGAAGACCUUGUUGGAAACCUGCUACUCAAACAACAUUCGUAAACGGAAGCUUGAAAAGGCCGACAUACUGGAACUUACGGUCCGGCAUCUGAGACAUUUGCAGAAAAAUCGCAGUGGUUCCCCUAUGCACACCGACUUUACCGAGUACCAAGCAGGGUUUCGUAGUUGCCUGGCUGGAGUGAAUCAGUAUUUGUUGGUAGCAGACAUGGGCGGGAGCAACCGAUCCGACAUGCUGGCGCAACUCUCUAGCCGUCUUCUUCGCGCAGAUGCGCGCAAUGAAGAUUUCAGCACCACGGACAGCGACUCGAGGAAUCGCCAGUCAGCAGAUCUUGGCGCGCAAAGACUGUCGCCAAAUAUGGCUCUGCGAGCGAAUCAUAUAGUCGUGUCAAGCUGUGUUAGAGGUGCGGCAACCAUCAGAAGUCAUGGAAACGCAGUGAAAACGACAGAGUUACCAGGCAAAGACACUUUUCCUGGAGCCUGCCCGGUUGGAGUGACUGCUGCGAAACAACACAAGGGAAACUGCACUGCUGGUUAUUUGUCCAGAGGCAGUAGCCCCACUGAUGGACAGCAUAUUGAUAAAUACGUCAUGCCCCCCUCUGACUCCUACUGGCGGCCCUGGUGA
Molecule: messenger RNA, 812 nt
Organism: Alosa sapidissima (American shad)
Lineage: Eukaryota; Metazoa; Chordata; Actinopteri; Clupeiformes; Clupeidae
Gene: hes3
Product: hairy-related 3
Exons: 4
Coding region: 78-812 (244 amino acids)
Biological process (GO): anterior/posterior pattern specification; regulation of neurogenesis; regulation of transcription by RNA polymerase II
Cellular component (GO): nucleus
Molecular function (GO): DNA-binding transcription factor activity, RNA polymerase II-specific; RNA polymerase II cis-regulatory region sequence-specific DNA binding; protein dimerization activity
Source: RefSeq, a predicted model, not a curated record